GCACCUUCUCCCACCACCGUCCUCCGCCGCGAAGCCACCCCCCCACCUCACGCGGCUACGGCGAGCCGAGACCCGAAGAGGCCCGAGUAGGCGGCGCCGCCUCGACCGGGAGGUGGUGGAUCGAGGUUUGCGCUCGCCGACGACCCCCACCCGAUCGCCCCGCCGCGAUGCCCGCCCUGCGAAGGUAAGUAGAGAAAUGCAGUAGGAUGCAACGCAAAUGCGGCUCGCUUGUUCUCAGGCUCUCAGCUUUGCUUAUCUCUUAGACAGUGCACACUUUUAUCUUCUGAGCUUUGCUAGAGCAGGCAUGGUUUGGUUUGCUUGUUCUUGCUGAAUGUCACGGUUGGACCGAAGGAGUGCAUGAAACUUCGAUUUGGAUGUCGCCAGUGAUACAUAUAGGUUGGUUUCUUACCGAUGUAGACUUUAUAUUAUACAUCUCAUGUAGCGGUAUGGUUGGAACAUAGGGAAAAAAAUAGCCCCUCAUAGUAGAAUCUGUUGAGGAAAAAAAAAAGUACCCCUCAUAUUACAAUCUCAAGGAAUUUUACUGUACUUGAAAAAGUACCUUAAGGUACCUAAAUUUUACAUUAAAAUUUUUGGUACCUAGAGAUAUUAAAUUUUACACUAGAAAAUAUGAUACUUUCUCAAGCAUGAUAAAAUUACCCUACAAUCUUAUACAGACAAUGCACUAAGAUUUGGUUGUGUAGUGCGCGGGUCUGUAAAUACUGACAUGUAAUGUUGGAAAUGCCGGUUUUAUAAGCUAAUACUAGCAUUUUUGUAAUUGCUUACAUGGCGGAGGCAGAACCAGAUAUUUUGGUGAGGGAACACUUCAGAAUGAGGAAUUCUGAACCUAUUAAUUCUUUGGAUGUUUCUCAUCUAAAUACUAGUUAACUUCCUAGAUCUCAUCACAGAAAUGUGAUGGCUUAGACAGGACGGUAUAGAAAAUUAACAAUAUCGACCAACAAUUUUCUUGUAAUAUAUUUUGAGAAAAAAAAUCUAACGAUAUUUAUGCUACGAAAAAUCUUUCCCAACACUUAUACAUACAUAUUUCAUAUGGAUUGUCCAAAAGUUCAUUAAAAUCAGAAUAAUUUUGUUGCUAGCUAGCAUGCCACUUUUUCACCAGAGGGAUUGAUCUGCAAUCUGCACCAUAAAAAUACAGGAGGUAGUACAAGUGGGCUUUCUAUUUUCUUACAAGAUUAUAGGAAAGCGGGAAGUCAGACAAGUAGGGAGCACUUCCCUUUGAGUGGAAAAAUUGAGCCACAUAUAUACAAAUUUGCAGUCAGAAGACUUAGCAACAAAGUACUGCAAGUAGGCGUAGUUAAAUCAAAUGAGUGCUGUGCUGUCCACAUCCAUAGUCUGGACAUAACUAAUGGCAUUGACUGGUUCCCAACUAUGAAAUUUCUUCAGAGAUACUCCAUCUAGUCCAGUCACCCUCAAGACAAUUAACAAAGCUGCAGACUGAAGAUGCCAUUGUUACAGGUACUAGAACUGUGCCUCCUAUUUAGAUGCACAAGAUUUGGGAUCCUGAUGCAUAUGAGCCUGUGAUAUAGUUACAUUGACAUGUGCAUGGAGAGGAUUUUUUUCCUUUGUGUGCUUCUACAGUAGCCAUCUUCAUCUUGAAUCUCUCUUUGUGUUGCUUCUUCUCUUGCAAAUUUUUACGUGCAUCUCCAUAUGCUGUAAUAUACUAAUCUCUCCAUAGAGAUCUUUCUCUAUAGCUUCUGUUAUGGCACUAGUGUUUGCUGGAAAGGCAGUGGCAACUGCAGCCAUCUCCUUCUGGAUCAACAAGGCUUUCACCUACCUGAAAGAGUACAAGGUUGAAGGCAUCGAAGAUAUUAAGAACAGGCUACUGCAGUCGAUGCCGAAGAUCCAGGUCGUUCUCGAUAUUGUCAAUCCCAGGUAUGUAAAGGAACAGAGCAGUGCACUAGAUGCAUGGUUAUGGCAGCUCAGGCACGCAGUUGAGGAGGCUGAGGACGUGAUCGAUGUGCUCGAGUACUACAAACUCAAAGAAAUGGCAAAGGACCACAAGGUUAGUGUCUGGGGUUCCUCUUUCUCUAAGGUGAAGCACAAAGUUAUUAAGUCUGUUAAACAUGUCAGUAUUUUGGACAAGAAUUUGAAACAAUUUACUCACCGGGGCACUCUCAAGAGGUUGAGGGAAGCUGUGGAGGGUUUAGACAAGGUUGCUUCAGAUAUUAUGAGCAUUCUCACAGUCACAGAACAUCUCAAAGAGGUUGCUUCGUGUAGUCAGCAGCAGGAGUAUUCAACGAACGAUGAUCGUGCGACAGGUUUGACAUUAACUCCACCUAAAUUUGUUGGACGAGAAAAGGAGAAAGAAAAGAUAGUUAGAUGGCUGACAAAGGCAUCAACUGACGCUUCUGGAAAUUUGAUGAGCACUAACCAUAUUCCUAUUCUGUCGUUAAUUGGUCACGGUGGCAUGGGGAAGACUACGUUGGCUCAACGUGUUUGUGAAGAAAUGGUUAGGAAGAAUUUCAAGGUUAUAUGGGUGUGUGUAUCUGAUCGCUUUGAUGUAACAUCUGUGACAAGUAAAAUACUAGAAUCUGCUACGGGGGCAAAACCUAAUGCUAAUUGUUUGGAGACACUACAGCAAAGCCUAAUACACAAACUGAAGUAUUCUACUGAUUUUUUGCUUGUUUUAGAUGAUGUGUGGGAAGAUAAGAAAAUAGAUAAAUGGGAAAAGUUGUUUGCUCCUCUAAGGACAGGGAAGAGUGGGAGCAAAAUUUUGUUAACAACACGGAUGCAGUCAGUAGCUGUUUUGGCCACAGAAGCCAUGGGAAUUGAAACAGAGUUCUUGUCAAUAGAAGGACUAGAAGAAGGUGAAAAUCUUGAGCUCUUCAGUCAUUCUGUAUUUUCUGGUCAGAAUCCACAAGAUUUUCCAAAUUUGAAAUCAGUCGGCAAACAAAUUGUGAAGAAACUAGGAGGAUGUCCCCUGGUAACAAAGGUUGUCGGUGGCCAUUUGCGGAGCAAUAUGAGUUUUCAACACUGGAACAAUUUCUUGCAAGAAGGUUUGCAACAUUUUAAAGGAAGUGAAGAUGAUAUUAUGGAAGUCCUCAGACUAAGCUACUACUGUCUACCAACCGACCUUCAGAUUUGCUUUCGAUACUGUAGUAUAUUCCCGCAAGAUUAUGCAUUUAAAAUGAAAGACCUAGUGCUGAUGUGGAUAGGUUCAGGACUGAUCUCAGAAGCUGGAAAUAAACCACCAAAAAGGCUUGAGGACAUUGGAGAACAGAUCUUGGCUCAAUUAGCUGGGAAAUCAUUCUUUGAAACCAAUAUCAAAGUAGAUCCGUAUAGUCAAAGGAAAGAAAAUUAUUACAUAAUGCAUGACUUAAUGCAUGAAUUGGCAAGGUAUGUAUCUUCUGGGGAAUGUGCAAGAAUAAUCAGUCCUGGCAUGUUGGAAAAUGAGAAGGAUACAGUUCGACACCUAUGUAUUUCAGGAAUUGACCAUUUAUCUACUGAGGAGGUUAAGAAGAUCUUACAUUUUAAGAAUGUGCGCACUGUUAUCAUUGAAGGCUCAGGUUUGAUUGACAGCAAUUUAUUUCAUGCAGUUGAAAAUGUUAUGGAACAAUCAAAAUCGCUGCGUCUACUGCAAUCAAAUUUGGAGAAUACAUUUCAUCUUCCAAAAAUUGCUCAUCUAAAGCACCUCUGUUAUAUUGAUCUACCUAGGAUAUCUCCUGAUACCAUAUGUGGACUUGUGAAACUUUAUCACUUAUUGCUAGUUAAAUGUUUCAAUGGUUCUCGCGAAGAGCCAAAACAAGUGAGGUAUUUGGGAAACAUUGAUCAUCUGCGAUAUGUGAAUUACGGCAAAAUUGGUGAGUUCCCAAUUGGAAGGCUCACUUCACUUCAGGAGCUGCACAACUACAGGAUCCAAGGUGGCAAAGGUAACAAAAUAAGCGCAAUCAGCAACUUGAGUACUCUUCGUGAACUAGAGGUGCUUGGUCUUGAGAAUGUUGAGAGCCAUGAAGAAGCUGACAAUGUCGAGCUAAAUGAUAAGAAAUAUAUCACCUUGUUAUCUUUGGCAUGGUCAGCACGUGCGGCUGUGGAAAACAGAAAAGAUGAGUUGCUUCUUAAUCACCUUGAGCCAUAUGCUAAUAUUGAAACACUGAGAAUUUCAGGUUAUGGUGGUGUAAGGUCUCCUAUUUGGAUUGAAAAUCUCUGCAUCAAGAACUUAGUGUCACUCGAGUUGGCAAGAUGUCUAUAUUGGGAAAAACUUCCUUCACUUGGAGAGUUAGUAUCUCUUAAACAUCUUUGGUUGGAGUGCCUUCCUAGUUUGCAACAGAUUGGUCAAUCAUCUGAGGCCUCAAGUAGUAAUUGUGUUGAUUUAUCCCUUCCUCCAAAUCUUGACACUAUGAUAGUAAGACGCUGCAAAGAGCUGAGGGCAUUGCCUAUCCUGCCUACUACCUUGGUUCAUUUUGAAACAAGUAAUGUUGGUUUGACCAAACUUCCUAGGAUAGGAAAGGAAUGCAACGAGAACCUCGAGACCAAGUCAUCCAGGCUGCUGGUCGUAGUUGUCGAAGAAUGUAAAUGUCUGAACUCACUUGAAGAGAGCCUUCUAGUGCAGGGAGACUACAUCAAAAGCAUCCAUGUCCUACGCAUCUCAGAUUGUGAAGAUCUGGAGGCUGCUCCAUUGGUAUUUGAACAGAUGAAUGAACUUAGAGAGCUUGAUAUCAGAAACUGUCCAAAGCUGAGGACAUCGAGAGGUGUUGGAGAUACAUUCCUGCCAUUAGCACUUCAAAAACUGAAUGUCAAUUACUGUGGUGAACUUGAACUUCCACUGAUUGGAGCACUACAAGGACUCACGCAUCUUUCUGAGCUGGUGUUGGAGAAGUGCAAAUACCUAGAAUCACUCCCCUCACAUGAUGUGUUCAAGAGCCUCAAGUCUCUGAAGUCUCUCGAGAUAAUAGGAUGCGAGAAUCUGUCAUCCUUAGGUGGUCUUGGUUCGCUUCAAUACCUUCUUGAGCUGAAAAUCAGUGCUUGUAGUAAGCUCAUGGCGAUCGGGUCAUCCCAAACUCCCGACGCAUCGUCUACUAGCACCCUGCAGAUAGACUAUAUUGAAAUUGAUCUGCCAGACAUACUGCAUCUUGAGCCACUCAAGGGUCUCUGUCACACCAAGGGGUUGGUGAUCAGAGGUGGAACGCAGCUGGAGAGCUUACCUGAGGAAUGGCUUCUUCAGAAUCGUGGAAAGCUCCAAUCCCUGAAGAUUUACAGUGCCAGUUCUUUGGAAUCUCUGCCCCUCCAUAUGCGAGACCUAUGCUCUCUCAACUUAUUGCUGUUAUCUGGUGCUAGGAAGCUUCAGUCGCUUCCUGAUUUCCCAUCCUCUCUGCAGAAGCUCGAUAUCACUUGCUGCUGCAAAGAACUGGAGGAGAAGGUUGGAGUAUAUGAAAGCCCUGAAUGGAAUAAUAUCUCCCAUAUUGCCAGGGUGCACAUAGGAGAUUCAUACUUCAUGGACGGCAAAAAAUGCAGUGAAGAGACUUUGGACAGACAGCAGUGAUGAAAUACUGGUUCAAGCAUAAGCAUUUGCUUUCUACUGAAAUCUAGGCAAACUCUGUUUCUGUUACCAUGAUCUUUGCUAGAAGCUUGUUAUUUGCUACCGUUAAUAGCCUUAUUACUCUUUUCAUUUUAAGCUACGGAAUCUCUAAAAAAACGUUCGACAGUUUUUAUCUUCCAAAACUUUCGAAUUUAUAGUCUGUUAAUUUGUUCUCUCUCUUAGCUACUACAGUGAGAGUGUAAUGGCUAAUUGUAUAGCAUCGUCAAUGUGGAUUCAGACCUAGUAAAAACAGAGCAGUGACUGUUUACAGUUGUGUUAUA
Oryza sativa Japonica Group (Japanese rice) is the source of this 5814-nucleotide messenger RNA. The record is from RefSeq and is a predicted model, not a curated record. NCBI's taxonomy places the organism in Eukaryota, Viridiplantae, Streptophyta, Magnoliopsida, Poales, Poaceae.